UAAUCAAAUCAUUCAACAACUUUUCGGCAUUUAAUACACAUCAAAAUUGUAAUACAAAUAUUUUCUUCAAAAUAACAGGAGCCUGCUUGAACACACCACCUCAACAACAUGUGUGAACCCUGUUGCGGCUGCUGCGGAUCCUAUGGUUGCCCGACUGGCCCUUGUGGCCCCUGUGGUCCAUGUGGUCCAUGCCGGCCUGGUGGGCCUUGUCAACCUUGCGGGCCAUGUGGCCCGUGCGGACCGCCGUCUUGUGGUCCAUGUGGCCCUUGCGGUCCGCCGUGUUGUAGUCCAUGCGGUCCUUGCAUCUCACGCGGUCCGUGCGGACCAUGUGGUACUUGUGGACCUUGCUGCAGUCCGCUUCCCUGCUGUCCAUUCGGCUGCCCAUGCUCCAAGUGCCCAAAUCCAUGCCGAUAUCUAAAGCCCAGAUACUGAGGCAACGCGCAUUGCGGGUAUGGGAAAUGUGUGCGACACAAAUGUUGAACAAUGGGAAAAUGUAACAUUUGAGGUGAAACUGGAAUUUCAAAUGCGCAACUACGGGAAACUGCUGGCGAACUAUGACAAUUGAGUUGAAUUAGUGCAUCCCUGAAGAUUGUGGGAGGACUUCGUGUUUUGCCAUGCCUCCUAUUGUUCAUUUGAUAUUUUGUAUGAAGAAAGUUUUGACUGUUAUUUUUUAAAUAUAUAUACAUACAUAUAUUUUUUAAGAAAA
Molecule: messenger RNA, 706 nt
Organism: Anastrepha ludens (Mexican fruit fly)
Lineage: Eukaryota; Metazoa; Arthropoda; Insecta; Diptera; Tephritidae
Product: male-specific sperm protein Mst84Db-like
Exons: 2
Coding region: 109-432 (107 amino acids)
Source: RefSeq, a predicted model, not a curated record